CUACUACGGCGGCUCCCGGGCGGGGGAGGGGAAGGGAGAGACGGCCGGUCCCGUCAGUCAGGCAGCCGGAGCCGCCGGGAGCGGAUGGCGGCGGCGGUAGCGGCCCCUCUUGCCGCCGGGGGUGAAGAGGCAGCAGCCACGAUCUCCGUACCGGGAUCUCCGGGUCUGCCCGGGAGCCGUAGUGCAGAGCGAGCCCUAGAGGAGGCUGUGGCCACCGGGACUCUGAACUUGUCUAACCGACGCUUGAAGCACUUCCCCCGGGGCGCGGCCCGCAGCUAUGACCUGUCAGACAUCACUCAGGCAGGUGGCAAGAUUCUUCUAAUCAUGUCCCAUCCAGUCUUGUGCCUGUUAAUUGAGGGGCGGGGUGGUGGUGCUGGUGGUGGUGCAGGGAACACUGUUAUGACAGAGCUGGGGGACCUCCCUCUGGUCCGCCUGGAUUUCUCCUGUAACCGUGUUUCCCGCAUCCCGGUCUCCUUCUGCCGCCUCAGGCACCUGCAGGUCAUUCUGCUAGACAGCAACCCCCUGCAGAGCCCACCUGCCCAGAUCUGCCUGAAGGGGAAACUUCACAUCUUCAAGUACCUGUCAACAGAGGCUGGGCGGCGUGGGGCUGCUUUAGGGGACCUGGUCCCUUCCCGUCCCCCAAGUUUCAGUCCCUGCCCUGCGGAGGAUUUAUUUCCGGGACGUCGGUAUGAUGGUGGGCUGGACUCAGGCUUCCACAGCGUUGACAGUGGCAGCAAGAGGUGGUCUGGAAAUGAGUCAACAGACGAAUUUUCGGAGCUGUCCUUCCGGAUCUCAGAGCUGGCCCGGGAGCCUCGAGGCCCCCGAGAACGGAAAGAGGAUGGCUCUGUGGAUGGGGACCCGGACCAGAUCGACUUCAUUGACAGCCAUGUCCCUGGGGAGGAAGAGGAGCGAGGCACUGCUGAGGAACAGCAGACACCGGAAUCAAGCCCCGUGCCAGGGGGUGGGGAGAGGGCAUUGAGUAGCAGACGGGAGGAGCCCACUGGGGAGGAGCGGAGGCGCCCAGACUCCUUACAAUUGUGGCAGGAACGGGAGCGGCGUCAACAGCAGCAGAGUGGGGGCUGGGGAGCCCCCAGGAAGGACAGUUUCCUGAAGCUGGGACUCAGGGCUGCCGGGGGAGGUACUGCCCCACUCGUGUCUGGCCAGGCCACCUACAACGCCCCCACGAAACUCAGCGCCACCCAGCUGGGAACAUCUGGGGGACAGGGAGCUUCUGCACCUGCUCCCCCCGCCCCAGAGCCCAGUUCCAUGGCUGGACCAGUGACAGCACCUGCUUCCCGGCCACUCAGCUCCAUGCAGAGACCUAACAGCUUCCUCUUCCGGUCAUCCUCUCAGAGUGGCUCAGGCCCUUCUUCACCAGACUCUGCCUUGAGACUUCGGCCAUCAUCCCAGGAUCUGGACCAGAAAGAAUUAAUGGCUCAACUACGCCAGGUUCUUGAGUCACGGCUGCAACAGCCCCUACCUGAGGACCUCACUGAGGCUCUGGCCAGUGGGGUCAUCCUCUGUCAGCUGGCCAACCAGUUGCGGCCCCGUUCAGUUCCCUUCAUUCAUGUGCCCUCACCUGCUGUGCCAAAGCUCAGUGCCUUCAAGUGUCAGAAGAAUGUGGAGAAUUUCUUAGAAGCUUGUCGAAAAAUGGGGGUGCCUGAGGAGUCCCUGUGCCAGCCCCACCACAUCCUAGAAGACGAGGGGGGCCCGGGCGGGGGCCUCCCCCACAUCGCCGCCGUGGUCCGCGCGCUGCUGGAGAGCCCUUAGGGGUGGAGGUGUGGAAGAUGCCAGGCUUCUGCCCGAAACCAGGACUUGGCGGGGGCACCCUGUGCCCUUAGCCGCCGUUCGGCAGGGCUGGGCCUGGGUGGGAGCCCCGCAGGUGCGAGAGCGCAAUAAAAGGCCCACAGCCUGGGUCGGCCCUCA
Molecule: messenger RNA, 1926 nt
Organism: Dipodomys ordii (Ord's kangaroo rat)
Lineage: Eukaryota; Metazoa; Chordata; Mammalia; Rodentia; Heteromyidae
Gene: Lrch4
Product: leucine-rich repeats and calponin homology (CH) domain containing 4
Exons: 16
Coding region: 85-1770 (561 amino acids)
Molecular function (GO): protein binding
Source: RefSeq, a predicted model, not a curated record